GUCGAUCUAGAGCAGCAUCAACACAGGCACAGCGUCCACGACGAGAUGGUCGCCGGCGAGGACGGGUGCGCGGACGGCUUCUCCAAGUACGAGGCGCUGGCGUCGUCCCUCCCGACCUCCAGGCAGGGCCUCGGGAGCUUACCGUACCGGAAGCACGACGGCUUCUGGUACCCGGAGCACCUGAUGGCGCCGGCGCUGGCCAUGCGGGACGCGUUCGCCGCCCGUCCGACUGACGUCAUCCUCGCCACCAUGCCCAAGUCCGGCACGACGUGGCUCAAGGCGCUCGUCUACAGCGUCGUGCACCGCGGCCGCCACGCGCCGGCCGACGAGCGCCACCCGCUGCUCGCCUCCAGCCCGCACGAGCUGGUCCCGUUCCUGCACUCCCUCUACGAGAGCCGAUCGCCCUCAGCACCGCCCGGUCAGCUCCUGGAAGAGAUGCCUUCCCCGCGCGUCCUGGCCGUGCACUCGCCGUUCACGGCCCUGCCGGCGUCGGUGCGGGAGUCCGGGUGCCGCGUCGUCUACCUCUGCCGGGACCCCAAGGACGCGUUCGUCUCGCUCCGCCACUACCUCGACGAGAUCAAGCCAGAGGGGUCAGCCAUGACGCCGUCCGCCGAGGCGUUCGACCUGUUCUGCGACGGCGUGUCGCCGUUCGGGCCGGUGUGGGACCACAUGGCCGAGUACUGGAAGGAGAGCGUGGCGCGGCCGGGGGAGGUGAUAUUCCUCCGGUACGAGCACCUCAAGGAGGACGCCGUGGGGAGCGUGAUGAGGCUGGCCAAGUUCCUCGGCUGCCCGUUCACCGGCGAGGAGGUGGCCCGAGGCGUCCCUGAAGCUGCCGUUGCGCUAUGCAGCAUGGACAGGAUGAGGAGCGUCGAGGCCAACCGGAGCGGGGUGCACGGGACGGCCAGUUGGUCGUUCAAGAACUCGGCCUUCUUCCGUAAGGGGGAGGUCGGGGACUGGAAGUCGCACAUGACGCCGGAGGUGGCGCAGAGGCUCGACGGCAUCGUGGAGGAGAAGCUGCGAGGGUCUGGGCUCUCACUGGCAAUUCAUCGCGGUAGCGCGUCGCGCCGGUUUGGCUCUGGUUUGUCCUAGCCCAAACUAUAAGACCGACCCACGCUGUGGUGGCUUUGUUGGUUUGGCGUUCGGGAUUGGGCGGAAUAAAAUUGUCAUAGCACGGUAACAAAAAACUGUCAUCUUGAACUAGCGAAGUUUUUGGUUAUAUGUAGAGCCUCUUAAUUUGGUUACAACAUGUUGUUUCUGAGAUGCUAUGUUAAAAACUGAUUUGAUUUGCAACACGAAUUAAUUUUGGUUGUCUCUGGCAAUAUUCUCCAACA
This is a messenger RNA of Setaria italica (foxtail millet), 1331 nucleotides long. RefSeq names its product cytosolic sulfotransferase 13. The record is from RefSeq and is a predicted model, not a curated record. Gene Ontology annotation, cellular component: cytoplasm. NCBI's taxonomy places the organism in Eukaryota, Viridiplantae, Streptophyta, Magnoliopsida, Poales, Poaceae. Bases 46 to 1089 code for a protein of 347 amino acids. The transcript has 2 exons. Gene Ontology annotation, molecular function: sulfotransferase activity. Gene Ontology annotation, biological process: sulfation.